This is a messenger RNA of Anopheles arabiensis, 879 nucleotides long. RefSeq names its product leucine-rich melanocyte differentiation-associated protein-like. Gene Ontology annotation, biological process: melanocyte differentiation. Lineage: Eukaryota; Metazoa; Arthropoda; Insecta; Diptera; Culicidae. The record is from RefSeq and is a predicted model, not a curated record.
AUGCGGUUCGUUUUUUCCCUCCCGCCCAAUCCCAAUCCCAAUCGGCAGCUGAUAUACUUCGACCAAAAGACGUACCGACUGCCGGAAGCGAUCGUGACGAUGUACGCCGACCGUGUGCAGCAUCUCGACCUGAGCCACAACAAUAACAAGCUGCUGGACAAUAACUACCUCACGGACGAGAUUAUCUUUCCCGCACAGCUCAAUAACGUGAAGCUGCUUUCACUGAACAAUAAUAAGUUCAAGAAUUUGGAUCUCCUGCUCACCAAACUGUCGCUCUGCUUUCCCGAGCUGGAGUAUCUGAGCUUGCUGGGCAAUCCUGCCUGCCCGUGCCAUCUGCUCAACCUGAAGUACACGGAAUACGAUUAUCAGAAAUAUAGACUGUACAUCAUCCGACACCUUCCGAAGCUUCGCAUCCUUGACGGCCAGCGGGUGAAAAAGAUGGAGCGCGACUUUGUGCGCUGCCAGCUGGAGAACUACGGCGAGACGCUCGACAACGAUCCGAACGCGGUGUCCGGUUCGGCCAAACAGCAGCAGCAGCAAACGAACGGCACCCGCAAGAGCAACACGCUGAAGCAUCUCUACACGACCGUCAGCAGUGGGUUGGGAUUGGGCCGGAAAAACCCGCCGGUGUACAGUCCGCUGCCCGAGACGUUGCGCGAGGUGGGCGAUCAUCGGGGCGCGUACGGCCGGUGCCGCUACCGGUACGUUGGGGCACAGUCCGAGGGCAACCGGUUUAUACUCAACAAUGACUUAUGAGUAGCGUCCGCCAAGAGACACUCAUAUUUUUUAUUCGCUGUAUAAUGUGUGUUUGUUUGUAUGUGUGUAGUAGUUGUAGAACUAAUUUUAAAAAGUAAGAGAAAAAAGCAAGAUGGAAAGAAA